AAUCAGCUUGUGCAAAUCGAAACAAAGUUCUUUCGAUUUUUAAAGCCAAUCUAGAAUAUAGGUAUCGCGUCCCCUUCAUUUCACCACGUUGAAAUGUAAGACUGGACAUUCCUAGAUUUAAAUCACUCAUUGCCAGAUCUUUUAGCGAUUGUAGCGUUUUCGUGGAAAUUGGAACUUCCGGCAAAAAGUUGUGUUUUUACAAGAAUUGUGCAGAAUACAAAAGAAAACUGAGUUAAAAACCAGUCCGAUGGCCGACAGUCCGAAGGAGCCGAACAAAAAACCCAAGAACCGCCGGGUCCGGAAGAAGAAAUGCACCGCCGAUGCCGCCGCGGCUGCUGCUGGCCCGUCCGCUCCAAACUCAGCCUCAGCCGCUCAACAGGGCAACUCGGGCAAAAAGAAGAAGAAUAAGGACAAGAAGAAUACUAGUGACGUUGUCCUGCCGGAGCAAGAGAUAAGUCGCGUAGAGCAGAACGUUCUGCGCACGGCCGUGAAUGAUUUUAUGCGAAGCGACAAGGAGAAUGUCCAACUUCGUGGGCUGUCUCGGGUCCAGCGUAUCCACGUGCAUCGGGUGGCCCAGAGCUUGGGCCUGAAGACCUCCAGCAAGGGUCCUCCGAACGAGAGGGUCCUCACCAUCAGUCGUCCCGCCGUCGUCGAACCGCAGCCAGGCGUGGUGCAGCAGCCGCAGUUAACGGUGUCCAGUGCUCUGUCGGAGAUCCUCACCCAGGCGAGUGGGGAGAUGGACACAAACCUCUUGCAUCGCUGCACCAUGUAUCGCCGCCCAAAAGCCGAGCGCGAGAAGGAGCGCGCACUGGAGCGCCAGUGCGACAGAAACUACAAAAAUCGCCCAAACAACAACGGCUUAGUGGGCGUGCCUUUGGUGCCUCCACCGCCUCAGUGUCGCGACAAGACUCUGGUGCAGGAACGUAAGGCUCUGCCCAUCUACAGCCACCGUUCCAAGAUACUGGAAGUUCUGCAAAAUGAGCAGGUCUUGAUCAUCAAGGGAGCCACUGGCUCCGGAAAGUCCACCCAGUUGCCGCAGUAUCUGCUCGAGUGGGCCUCCAACGUCUGCAGGCCCGUCCGGGUUGUGGUUAGCCAGCCACGUCGUGUGGCCGCCACCAGUGUGUCGGAACGAGUUUCCAAGGAGCGCGGCGAGUUGCGCGGCACCACCGUGGGCUACCAGAUUCGCAUGAACAAUAGUUGCUGUAGCAAGACCGUCCUCACAUUCACAACCAGCGGAUGCCUCUUGCGUGUGCUGGCCAUUGACGGCGAGUCCUUUUUUAAGUGCACCUCCCACCUGGUCAUCGACGAGGUGCACGAGCGCGACCUGGACACCGACUUUCUGCUGCUGGCCACCAAGCUGGAGCUGAAGAAGAACCCCAACCUGCGGCUGAUCCUCAUGUCGGCCACUAUGGACCUGGGCGUACUGUCCAACUACUUUGGCGGCGCCAGGGUGCUGGACGUGGAGGGACGCAGCUUCGAAGUCAAGAUCUUCCACCUGGAGAACAUUCUCAGUAUGACUGGGUACAGGACCUCGAUGAUGGAGCCGCACUUGGGCGAACUGAUAGACACGGAGGAUUCGGACGAGCUGUUGGCGGCGUACAAUGCCAGUCGCACUCUAGCGGACGGCGAGCUGGACAACGACCUGAUCGUGUCCCUGCUGGAGUUGCUUCUAUAUCAGGGCGAGAGUGGCGCGGUGAUCGUGUACCUUGCCGGUUACCACGACAUGACCGUGCUGCAGGAGCGCAUCGAAGACUCGCUGCCCAGGGAGAUGAUCAAGGUACUGCUCCUCCACAGCCAGGUGGACAACAACGAGCAGCGCAAGGCGUUCAAGGUCUUCCCCAACAUCCGUCUCAAGAUCGUGCUGAGCACCAACAUCGGCCAGACUUCGAUCACCAUUCCGGAUCUCAUUUACGUCAUCGACUCGGGUCGCUCCAAGAUGAAGACCUACGACGCGGUCACCGACGCCUCUCAGCUGGCCACCGCCUGGAUCUCACAGGCCGACGCCCAGCAGCGGGCCGGACGGGCCGGGCGCCUGCGCAGCGGCAUCUGCUACCGCCUCUACUCCCAGGCGCGCCACGACACCAUGAGCCUCUACACCAUUCCAGAGAUAAUGCGGCGCACCCUGGACGAGAUCUGCCUGCUGGCCAAGCUAGCGGCCCCGGACCAACCCAUUGCCAACUUCCUGGCGCAGGCUCUGGAUCCUCCCAAGCCGGAGGCCGUCGCCCAGGCGUGUGAUCGGCUGGUAGUGAUGGGGAUUCUGCAGGCAAAAACCGAGAAGAUCACCCCGCUGGGCAGGGUCGUAGCGGAGCUGCCGGUGAACGUGCAGCUGGGAAAGAGUGUAGUGCACUCCAUCUACUACCGUUGCCUGGGCAGCAUGGCGAUCAUAGCCGCCUAUCACUCGGUGCGCGACCCCUUCGUGCUGCCCGUGGACCGGACAAAGAAGGCGACCAAGCCGCUGCCUCGCCACGCCUUCGCCGGGACCUGUACCAGCGACUCCAUAGCGGCCGUCACUCUGUACGAGGAGUUCGUCAAGUGCUCCAAGUCGGAGGUGACCUCGUUCUGCGAAAACAACCGCGUCUGUCGCAACGCCAUGCUUAUGUUCGUUUCGGCUGUGAACAGCCUAAAGGACUCGGUUCGUCGCAUCUUCCGCGCCGACGUGAUCACCGAGCGCCUGGUGACCGUGUGGGACAACGACCCGAGCAUGAUACGCAUGGCCCUCGCCGCCGGCCUCUAUCCGAAGGUGGCGUUCAUCGAUCGCGGCAACAAGAACCAUCUGAUCUCCGAGGGGGACAGAGGCAUGCAGAUCUCGCGCAACUCCUGCCUGCUGAGCCGCACGAAGCUCAAGAAGCUGCCCAGCAACUGGGUGCUCUACGUGGAGAAGAGCCGCAAUGCCGACCAGCGCUCCUCGCUGGAGAACACUACACUGGUGAGCACCCUGACGCUGGCGAUGGCCGGCGGCAGAGAGAGCGAACUGGAGCAGCGCGAGGAGGAGUGGGUGCUGUGCCUGGACUCGUGGGUAAGGAUCAUAGUGCCGCCCGACUUUGGCCGGCAGCUGCAGAAGCUGCGCCAGAUCAUCCAGUGGGAGGUGAGCGAGAUAGUGGAGAAACGCCGCAUGAACCUCGGCAGCACUCUGAUGGGACCGAUGCUGGUCUACCGGAUGCUGAAGGUGGACGCCUCGUCGAUCUGUGUGGCCGAAGGCAGAUCCCCGUCUACCGACCCAGACUGUGAUAAGGAAAACUAGAUCGUACUACUACACCUAUAGACACAGACCUAAGACCUGGAGGCUACCGAAGGAUCCGAUUUAAUAACCAAACAUAAGUAGCUUAAGUAGCCCAAA
This is a messenger RNA of Drosophila bipectinata, 3337 nucleotides long. Its product is annotated as 3'-5' RNA helicase YTHDC2. Gene Ontology annotation, molecular function: helicase activity; RNA binding; ATP binding. The record is from RefSeq and is a predicted model, not a curated record. NCBI's taxonomy places the organism in Eukaryota, Metazoa, Arthropoda, Insecta, Diptera, Drosophilidae. Gene Ontology annotation, cellular component: intracellular anatomical structure.